AAACGUUGCUUUGUAUAAUUUGCUUGUUUAUUAUUCAUGAAAAAUUUGCAAGGGCGGAUGCGGCAAAUUGCGAGGUGCCUAAAGCAGGGAAUGAAACAUUGGCCUCAAUUCCACCGGUAUUAGGUUCGGCUGAUUGGUGGAAACUUGGUGAUUAUCCAGGACUCAGAAUCAAAAGAUUCAUAAAGAAACACAACUUGCAGAAAAGUAUUGUAGAAGCCGAAUCAAGACUUGUGUUUUGUAAUCCGAGAGAAACAAAAUUUCAAAUUCCUGAUCUGCCUUCAAUGUUAGUAGCAGACCAAACAUGCUCUCCAUUUGACGCACAAGUUACCAUACCAGAUGCAGUGUUAAUUGGAGGCUACAAAUGUUGGAUAUUGGAAUCAUGGCGUAUAGUUAAAAGAUGUAGUUAUGUUCAAUGUAACUCGAACAGGGAUGACUGUCAAGUACCUGCGUCCACUGUUGUACCUGUUCCUGAUAAAUUUAAAUGCCGAGCUACAAAUCCAAGAUUAUUAAAGGUGUAUGCAUUUUGUGUAGAUGACAACAAAAAAAGACGUCAGUACCAUAUGACGCAUUUUACAAUUCCUCUUCCUCAGUGCUGUACUUGUGUUCAAUUCCAAUGUCUAAGGAGAGGAUGAGUGGUAACUGCUAAUGGUUCUCUGGAGAUUGUAACAUCUUAAUAUCUAUAUUGUAUCACUUUAACAAUCAAUAAACAAACGAUUAUAAUAAGUUGGUUAACAUUGUUAACGUCUGUACAUCGUAAUGUUUUCAUUUACCUUAGCAGAGAGUCCCAAGGAGUGAGAAGGGGUGAGACGAUAAGACGGAAUAGGACGAAAUAAGAUUGUUGCAUUUUCAUAAAUUUUCAUAAAAAUAUAACGAUGAAAAGAAAAACAAAUAUAACUGUUUGUUCAUGAUGCAUAUGUGUCCUAUUCGAUUUGUUUUAUAGAUAAAUUCUCUGUGUCCUUGAAAUGAAAAAAAACUAUACCUUAAUAAAAUUCAACGUUUUUAGAUUUUUAUCUUGUGAACUUUUUCCGUAUAGAAAUCUAUUGAUAAUAGUAAAGUUCCAAUUGGAUACGGUUCACUUGAAAUUAAGACGACAAUUGUUGCGGAAUAAAAAUCAUCAUUGAUUUAAUAUAAAUGUGUUACAUACUAUAAUCAUGUCCAAUAAAACA
Messenger RNA from Mytilus trossulus (common blue mussel), 1166 nucleotides. RefSeq lists its product as uncharacterized. The transcript has 4 exons. NCBI's taxonomy places the organism in Eukaryota, Metazoa, Mollusca, Bivalvia, Mytilida, Mytilidae. Bases 282 to 632 code for a protein of 116 amino acids. The record is from RefSeq and is a predicted model, not a curated record.